Molecule: messenger RNA, 651 nt
Organism: Jaculus jaculus (lesser Egyptian jerboa)
Lineage: Eukaryota; Metazoa; Chordata; Mammalia; Rodentia; Dipodidae
Gene: Klrb1
Product: killer cell lectin like receptor B1
Exons: 6
Coding region: 1-651 (216 amino acids)
Source: RefSeq, a predicted model, not a curated record
AUGGACACCUCAGUGGUCUAUGCGGACUUAAAUAUACCCAGGACCUCAAGACCUAAAAAUACAUCAUCACCAGCCCUCCCCCGAGGUAGCUGCGCAGGCACCUGUCGGCACCAGCUGCUUGUGAGACUGGGCGGUGCCGCGCUGGUCCUUCUCAUCCUGGGCGUGAUCGGGUUCACUGUUUCAGUUCGAUUCUUAACCCAAAAGUCAUCAGCAGAACAAAGCAGUGUGGAUGUCCAAGAGAACAGGACUAAACCAACAGAGAAACCAGCUCUUUUAAAGUGUCCGGAAGAUUGGCAUAUAAGACAAAAUAAAUGCCUGCUGUUUCCUCAAGCUUCUGGCACUUGGAAGGAAAGCCUGGACAAGUGUACUUCAAAAGAGUCCACUUUGCUUCUGAUCCGAGAUCGAGAAGAAUUGACAGACAUACAGAACUUGGAAAAUAUUAAAGAAAAUUUAUUUUGGAUUGGACUAAGUUACACAUCGGAGAAAGUUUGGAAGUGGACAAACAACUCUAUUUUCAAUUCUGAUAUAUUGCAAAUCAUUGGGGUAGCUGAGCAAGGCAGCUGUGUAGCCAUCUCACUGGACAAAGUGUUUUCUGAGCACUGUGAAGCCGACAACAAAAUGAUCUGCCAAAGGGACAGUGAACGUGUUUGA